CUCAUAUCAGAAACGCGUGUGCUUCUCAAAACCUACAGCAGAGGACGACACUUUACAUCUUUAUUUUAGAGCGCGUUCUAUGUUGCUCUUCAUUGGACGGGUAAACUACAGUUUGAUGGUGAAGAUAAUGUCACUGUCAUGACAUUACGGGUUACUUGGGUGAUGUUCGUGCGUAAUUAAGCAUCUGGUGUGCAUCAUGGGGUCCAAAUAAAGGAACAUUUCCAUAUCAAAGGUCUGUUGCUUGGACAUGAUGCCUUGGCAUUUCGACUCAAAGUCAGUAACUGACCAAUUAAGGGUUUUGAGGACUGUUGAAUUGCGGGAGCUUCUGCGGGAUGAAGAAAAAAUUAGCCAGAUCAUCAGAUUCAGCCAAAAGUUUCAGGGGCUUCAGGGAGCAAAGGAGACUGUGUUGGUCUCCAACAGUAGAUUGGCAGAGACCAGUCUCUCUCAUGAGCCAGAGCUCAAUACUGGUAAGCUAUGGUUAGCCAAGAAGUACCAGGAACUGGAGAAAUUCACCAAUAUCAUCCAAGCCAAACAGAACCAACUUGUUUUACUGGAGAAACGUAGCCUUCACAUGGUCCAGUGGCUUCUCCUGAACAAGCUGGCCCACUCUGAAGAAGAAUGUGAUGCUCUCUCACAGAAAUUCACAGAUGGGAAAAUAUCCCUGGAGCAUUUUGUGGAGUCAUGUCAAAGAUCUUGUAAGCUCUACCAUAUUCGUCUGGUUCAGGCAGAGAAAAUCCAAGAGUUUAUCAAGCCUGAACACAAACCCCAAAGGCCCACUGAGAAUCACAAUAGUAGGGAGCCAUCAGUUGACUUCCCCCUGAGCCCCCAUCCCAACAUCUGCCAUGUUUUCUAUGGCCUCACCCCUGCUAUUAUUCUGCCUAACGUCUACCACUCUGUCAGCUCUGCUCCGGUCCACUUCCGGAUGGGUCCAUAUCUACCGCCCCUGAGUGACCACAUCAUUAACAGCGCUCAACUUAUGAGGCCUGUAGCCUCACCUUUUGACACAUGUCAACCUGUGGGCCUUAGAGUGUAUGGAAAGGGACAUGCUCCCAGGUGGCCAGCCAGGCCUGUACGUCUGCAGCGACUCAACAACAUACAGUCCAGACAUCUUCAGCAGGACCCACCACCACAUUGACACUGUUGGGUAAAAAAAGGCAUCAACUGUUACACUCUGGACUAUAAUGAAUUUGUGUACUUUAUGAUUGUGUCUGUAAAACAGCACCCUACAUGUGAAACAAGUUCAUUAAGAAUUGAUUGACAAAAUUAACAAGUUGAUUAAGAGCGUUGAAUAAACACAUUGUGGGUUUUGUUUUAUA
Oncorhynchus keta (chum salmon) is the source of this 1316-nucleotide messenger RNA. RefSeq names its product vacuolar protein sorting-associated protein 37D-like. Gene Ontology annotation, biological process: protein targeting to vacuole; ubiquitin-dependent protein catabolic process via the multivesicular body sorting pathway; protein targeting to membrane. Lineage: Eukaryota; Metazoa; Chordata; Actinopteri; Salmoniformes; Salmonidae. The transcript is spliced from 4 exons. The record is from RefSeq and is a predicted model, not a curated record. Gene Ontology annotation, cellular component: ESCRT I complex. Bases 248 to 1135 code for a protein of 295 amino acids.